Brassica oleracea var. oleracea is the source of this 1287-nucleotide messenger RNA. RefSeq lists its product as uncharacterized. The record is from RefSeq and is a predicted model, not a curated record. Gene Ontology annotation, biological process: lipid metabolic process. Gene Ontology annotation, cellular component: membrane. The transcript has 10 exons. Lineage: Eukaryota; Viridiplantae; Streptophyta; Magnoliopsida; Brassicales; Brassicaceae. Bases 209 to 1114 code for a protein of 301 amino acids. Gene Ontology annotation, molecular function: oxidoreductase activity, acting on the CH-CH group of donors.
AUGGUUCGCAACCACAUGAAAUUCAGCACCACUUACAUUUCUAAAAGACGGCUAGUUUUUUUUUGUAAUUAUAUCUUCUUCUUAACUACGAGUCUUCGAUUACACUUUUUUUUUUCCAUUAAAGAGGAAAGGAAGAGACUUUUUCUUUUUCCUGCGAAUAGGGAAAAAAAAGAAGAAGAAUUUGGUUUGGUGGGAGAGAGAAGGAAGAAUGGUAAAGGUAAUCGAUUCCCAUUACCUGACCAUCACCGCCAUUUUCACCGUGGUGUAUCAAUUCAUAUUCUUCGUAAUCACAGCUCUUUUCAAAUUCGAUCAAGUUACCGACUUUGCCGGAAGUACAAAUUUCGUGAUACUUGCUGUCUUGACUCUGGUUCUCAAAGGCACUUGGCAUUUUCGUCAGGUAGUCUUGACUUCACUAGUAGUCGUAUGGGGACUUCGUCUUGGCAUGUUCCUCCUUAUGCGGAUCCUGAAAUGGGGUGAAGAUCGACGCUUUGAUGAAAUGCGUGAAAACAUGGGGAAACUAGUAGUCUUUUGGACUCUUCAGGCCGUGUGGGUUUGGACAGUUAGUUUACCUGUUACUCUUGUUAAUGCAAGCAACGGUGGAAGAUUGUUUCAGCCCGCAGAUGUUAUUGGUUGGACUAUGUUUGUUGCAGGGUUCUUGGUUGAAGCUAUAGCUGAUCAACAAAAGCUUCUAUUUAAGAAUCGUCAAGAAAAUAAAGGAAGAUGGUGCGAUGUUGGACUGUGGAAGUUUUCACGCCAUCCAAACUACUUUGGAGAGAUGCUACUUUGGUGGGGCAUAUAUGUGGCUUCAUUGCCUGUUCUUAAAGGUGCAGAGUACCUUGUCAUAGUUGGACCAAUCUUUCUCACUUUGCUGCUUUUCUUCGUUAGCGGCAUACCAUUACUCGAGGAAUCGGCAGACAAAAAGUACGGUAACUUGGGAGCUUAUAGACACUAUAAGAAGACAACCAGUCCCCUGAUUCUGUUACCGCGAGGAGUGUACGGGUACUUACCAAGGUGGUGCAAAACAGUCUUUCUCUUUGAGUUUCCAUUGUACAGCAAGAAUCUCCCUCAAGAAACUACAGUCUGGGAUAGAGGAAACUCAAAAAAGAAGCAUUGACUGAGGGAGAUGAUUACAGUCUGUACUCACAUGUUCUGUGUUCUCUCAUGAUCAAACUCUCUUUUGUAUAGAUUCUCAUUCUGUCUUCAGAUAAUUGUUGAAACGUGAUUGAUACAUUGAUUGAGAAUACAAUAAAGAUUCAAAUCAAGCUCCAAAAAUGUUGAAAGGAGGAA